AUGUCUUUAUCGUCCGUAAAUCUUGGUGCCGCCACUGAGGCGAAUGUUCAAUGGCCUGUCGUUCGUGGAGCGUAUGAAAUUGUCAAGUCAAUCGGCCAGGGCGCUACGUCCGUCGUGCAUGAGGCAAUAUGCAAGCCACUUAAUCGAAGAUGCGCAAUGAAGAUAAUCAAUCUUGAUAAAUCCAGUACCUCAGCUUCUCUUGAGGAAAUAAAUAGAGAAAUCAAAUCUAUGAAAAACAUGAAAAACGAAAAUAUUGUUGCAUAUUAUUCCUCAUUUGUCGAUAAGACUGAGCUUUGCAUCGUCAUGGAUCUUUGUCAACGAGGUUCAUUGCUGGACGUUAUUAAGUUCAUUCAAAGCAAAAGAGACAUCACAUACGGUGUCUUUGAUGAGUACACGAUAGCUACUAUCUUGAGAGAUGUUUUGCGUGGUCUUGCAUACAUUCACGAGAACGGUCUUGUUCAUCGCGAUUUAAAGUGCGGAAACUUGUUGGUAAAAGACGAUGGUGUGAUUCAAAUAGCUGAUUUCGGCGUUGCUGGUUUUCUUGCAAGCCAACCUUUAACCGAAACUGGCAGUAUGGGGCCGCGACGCUUUACAUUCGUCGGCACACCUUGUUGGAUGGCACCAGAAGUUAUGCAACAGACAGGAGGGUACAACCAUAAGGCGGAUAUUUGGUCUAUUGGAAUUACAACUAUUGAAAUGGCCACGGGACAAGCUCCUUACGCUAAAUUUGCUCCCAUGAAGGUUUUGAUGCUGACGCUGAAGAAUGACCCUCCGGAUAUCGACACGGUAGCCACGGUGCCUAAUCAAUUUGCUGAGUACGGUCACAAAUUCCGCAAGUUCACUCGAUCUUGCCUCGUAAAGGAUCCGAAUCAACGCCUCACUGCCAGAGAACUACUUAAUCAUUCAUACAUUAAAUCCAAAGCUAAGGACCGGGAGCUGUUGUGUCGUGUACUGCUGAGUGGGGAGGUUCCGACACCCCCCCUAAAGCAGAAUCGGCACCAUGAGGACCGGUCAGAUAAGCGUGAUAAACAAAACUUUAGCACCGAGUGGAACUUUGACACAUUGGGACGCCAAACACCCUCAAAUCGUUACUACCCAAGCGACGAUGACAGUGAUGAGGCUGUUCACGCGAGCUAUAACCACGAGGACACCACAACGACGCCUUCUUCGGUGGUGGCUCCCCAUGGAGGAUCAGAGGUACUGGGGACCUCUCCUUCGCAUCCCCCGCCUGUGCCUGCCGGCACCCCCGCAUCUCCUCAAACGGCACCCCCCGGUUUCGGGCAGAUCACUAACCUCCCACAAGUAGACCAUUCUGAUGAGCCAUCCGGUCCCUAUUACCGAAUAACUCUGCGCAAGCGUAACCCUCGACAAAGGAACGAACUGCAAGACAUCAGCUUCAAUUAUGUAAUUGGAAAAGAUUCAGCGGACGUCUUGGCCAGGGAACUUGUUGAAGCUGAUCUUCUUGAUGGCUGUGAUCUCCUCCUGGUUGCGCAUCACAUGAGCGAGCUUGUCGCGCGCCCCAGCGAUCGUGAGCACUGCUUCCCCCUGAAUUCGCCACCAGCUCCUGGCCAGGUGCCCGUGGAGUCGGAGUUGCAUGGUUACGCAAAGAUCCUCAUUCGCCUUGUCGACGACGGACCCUCCUAG
This is a messenger RNA of Mesocestoides corti, 1644 nucleotides long. NCBI's taxonomy places the organism in Eukaryota, Metazoa, Platyhelminthes, Cestoda, Cyclophyllidea, Mesocestoididae. The record is from the annotation of a GenBank genome assembly.